UCUUCUUCUUCGUAUGAUCCCUUGACUUGUAACCACCCAACCUUUCUCUCAAUCUGUCCCUUUCAUGACUCUCAAUUGCAAAUAAAAAGCACAUCCUUGUUUCUAGCUAACCAUCCGUCAAUCCACAUCUUAGUCUGCUUCUGCUAUCUUAAACUAAAUGAACAUGGAUAGCCAAGAGGUGAUCAAAAAAGCAGAGAUUGAUACCAGGGCACCAUUUCGCUCUGUUAAAGAAGCUGUUAGGUUGUUCGGGGAGAAAGUUUUAGCUGGUGAACUCUACGCUAACAAGCUCAAGGAGCUGCGCGGCCAAGCAAGUGAAAAUGGAAAUGGGCAGGGUAGGCUUGGAAGUAUUACAGCUGAACUAGAGGAGACAAAACAAAACCUCCUAAAGGCUAAAGAGGAAAGCACAAUGAUGGCCAAUCACCUCUCCUCUCUUAAACAAGAGCUUGAACGAACUAAGAGAGAGCUCCGACACAUGAAGGAUCGUGAAACCGAAAAACAAAUGAAGGAGUUUGAGAUUGAAGAUGUCAAGAUCGUUGAAGAUUCAGCAAAUUUUAAAGUCAAAACUCAAACAUCUCCUGAAGAUCAUCAAACAGAACUUCAAAAGAAGAGAUACGUGACAUUCGCAAAUCCACCUUCCCUAGCUCAAGUUAUUGUUCCACGAAGUGUACAAGUACUGGAGAGACAUCCUUCUCUGAAAAUAAAGAAGAAGAAGCCAUUGAUCCCUUUGAUUGGAGGCAUUUUUUCUAAGAAAUAGCACCCCAAUAAACUUCUUUGUACACUUGUAGCCAGUAAAGUUUGUCUGCCAUGAGAAAAAGCGUUACUUGAGAGAGCCCAUGUAAUAAAAUAUAUACACAAUCUGUGUAGUUUGCUUCCU
Molecule: messenger RNA, 874 nt
Organism: Mangifera indica (mango)
Lineage: Eukaryota; Viridiplantae; Streptophyta; Magnoliopsida; Sapindales; Anacardiaceae
Product: WEB family protein At1g75720-like
Exons: 2
Coding region: 158-754 (198 amino acids)
Source: RefSeq, a predicted model, not a curated record